AUGACUGGAGAAGCAUGGUUAUUUAUUCUUGCAGUAGUUGUCAAUGCUGUUAAUUUAUUUUCACAAGUAUUUUUCACAAUAAUGUAUUCAGAUUUAGAAUGUGAUUAUAUUAAUCCAAUUGAAUUAUGUAAUAAAUUAAAUCCAUGGUUUAUACCAGAAGCUUCAUUAAAUGGAUUUUUAACAACAUUAUUUUUAAUUAAUGGUUAUUGGUUUUGUUUCUUAUUAAAUUUACCAUUAUUUGCUUAUAAUGUUAAUAAAUUUUAUACAAAAAAUCAUUUAUUAGAUGCUACUGAAAUUUUUAGAACUUUAUCAAAACAUAAAAAGGAAAGUUUUUUGAAAUUGGGAUUUCAUUUGGUUAUGUUUUUCUUUUAUUUAUAUAGAAUGAUUAUGGCAUUAGUUAAUGAUGAACAUUAA
Molecule: messenger RNA, 414 nt
Organism: Lodderomyces jiufengensis
Lineage: Eukaryota; Fungi; Ascomycota; Pichiomycetes; Serinales; Debaryomycetaceae
Product: cornichon family protein
Exons: 2
Coding region: 1-414 (137 amino acids)
Biological process (GO): endoplasmic reticulum to Golgi vesicle-mediated transport
Cellular component (GO): endoplasmic reticulum membrane; COPII-coated ER to Golgi transport vesicle
Source: RefSeq, a predicted model, not a curated record